Molecule: messenger RNA, 3876 nt
Organism: Sinocyclocheilus grahami
Lineage: Eukaryota; Metazoa; Chordata; Actinopteri; Cypriniformes; Cyprinidae
Product: villin-1-like
Exons: 19
Coding region: 27-2591 (854 amino acids)
Biological process (GO): barbed-end actin filament capping; cytoskeleton organization; actin polymerization or depolymerization
Cellular component (GO): actin cytoskeleton; cytoplasm
Molecular function (GO): phosphatidylinositol-4,5-bisphosphate binding; actin filament binding
Source: RefSeq, a predicted model, not a curated record
GAGAUUUCUUCUCAGAAUACAGCAGAAUGACGGAAGCCCAGGAUGAGUUCAAAAACAUCCAGCGAAAACCUGGUCUGCAGAUCUGGACCAUCAGUAAAAUGAAAAUGGUCCCUGUCCCAGAGCAAGCAUAUGGAAAUUUUUUUGAAGGUGACUGCUACAUUAUUCUUAAUGUGAGCAACAGCGCCACACAAUCCACUGACAUCCACUACUGGAUAGGCAACGCAUCCUCUCAGGACGAGCAGGGAGCGGCAGCCGUCUAUGUGACCCAACUGGAUGGGUGUCUCGGCGGCAGUCCGGUUCAAUACCGGGAGGUCCAGGGAUGUGAAUCAGCUAAAUUCAAAAGCUACUUCAAGAAUGGCCUCAUAUAUAAAAAAGGAGGUGUGGGAUCAGGAUUCACACAUGUGGAGGCAAAUGUGUACAACAUUCAGCGCCUGCUCCACGUCAAAGGAACCAAACAUGUGACUGCAAGAGAGGUGGAGGUUUCCUGGAGCAGUUUUAAUCUAGGGGACAUAUUCCUGCUGGAUUUGGGAAAAGUAAUAAUACAAUGGAAUGGUCCUCAAAGCAACAGACAAGAAAAAUUAAAGGCCGUUCUGCUUGCUCAGGACAUCAGGGACCGGGAGCGUGGAGGCCGGGCUCAGAUUGCUGUAAUUGAGGGUGGGCAGGAGGAAGCCUUUCCUGAGCUGAUGAAGAUCAUGAUAUCUGUUUUAGGUCAGAGGACUGGACACCUGAAAGAGCCAAUCUCUGAUGAUAAACCAGACCAAAACCAGAUCUCCGACGUCAAACUGUACCAUGUGUCUGAUGCCAGUGGUCAGCUGUUGGUACAGGAAGUGGCUACCAGUCCACUGACCCAGGAUUUGCUGAGUUCCACUGAUUGCUAUAUUUUAGAUCAAGGUGGCAGCUCAGUAAUGGUCUGGAAAGGAAAAGCAGCAUCAGAUGAAGAGAGACACUCAGCACUGAGUCGGGCGGUUGGCUUUAUAAAAGCGAAGAACUAUCCAUCCAACACGAAAGUGGAGGUUAUGAGUGAAGGAGGUGAAUCUGCCAUGUUUAAACAUUUCUUCAAGUCCUGGAAAGAAAAAGGUCAAGCUCAAGGACUGGGAAAGACGCACUCAGUAGGAAAGAUAGCUAAAGUGGAUCAGGUGAAGUUUGACGUCAUGGAGCUUCACGCUCAACCAAAGCUGGCUGCACAGGAGCGGAUGGUGGACGACGCCUCAGGACAUGUUCAGGUUUGGCGCAUUGAGAAUCUUGAACUGAAGGAGGUAAACCCAAGCACAUAUGGACAUUUCUAUGGAGGAGACUGUUAUCUAGUGUUGUACACCUACAACAGAGCCAACAAACCACAGUACAUCCUCUACAUGUGGCAGGGUCGCCACGCUACACAGGAUGAGGUGACGGCAUGUGCUUAUCAGGCGGUGAAUUUGGAUAACAAAUACAAUGGAGCCCCAACACAGGUCAGAGUGGUCAUGGGAAAAGAGCCCAGACACUUCCUGGCCAUCUUUAAGGGCAGACUCAUCAUUUUUGAGGGUGGGACCGGUAGACCGGGUGUUGUGAACCCUGAUCCUGGUGCCAGACUCUUCCAGGUCAGAGGGACACAUGAGAUGAACACCAAAGCAACAGAGUUGCCCGCCCGAGCCGCCUCUCUCAACACCAAUGACGUCUUUCUGCUCAAAACUCAUCAGAAUGUCUUCCUGUGGUAUGGCAAGGGCUGCAGUGGAGACGAGAGGGAGAUGGGAAAAGCCGUAGCUGAUUUGCUUUCUGAGCUGGACAAGCAGAUUGUGAUGGAAGGACAGGAACCAGCUGCCUUCUGGGUGGCUUUGGGAGGGAAAGCUCCAUACGCCAGUGACAAGAGACUGGAGAAAGAAGUGGCACUUCACGAACCUCGUCUGUUUGAAUGCUCCAAUCAGACGGGCCGAUUCCUUAUGACAGAAGUGGCUGACUUCACUCAGGAUGACCUGGACGAGGAUGAUGUCAUGCUUCUAGACACCUGGGAGGAGAUUUUCCUUUGGAUUGGCAACUCAGCCAACCAGUAUGAGACUCAGGAGUCCUAUAGCGGUGCAGUGGACUAUCUUAAAACCCACCCAGCCGGACGGGACCCUGGGACACCCAUCACCACUGUUAAACAAGGCUAUGAGCCGCCCACCUUCACCGGCUGGUUUAAUGCUUGGGAUGCUCAUAAGUGGAGCGGAGGCCUUUCAUAUGAGGAGAUGAAAAGCAAGCUGGGUGAUAUUUCGCAAAUCACUGUGAAUCUCAACAACACAAACCUGAAUAAGAAGACAGGAGGAGGUGGCGGGAGCUACAGCGCUCCUGGAGGUCCAAGAAAUAUAAAGUCUCAUAAUCAGAGGAUGUCCUCCUCCAUCUCCAAUGCAUAUGUAGACCAGUCUCCCAGCAGAGCAAAGCCUUCUGGGAUGCUUCAUUCCGAGCAGCUAGUUGAAACUCCUCAACAUCAGCUGCCUCAAGGAGUGGACCCUGAAAAACGAGAGGAAUAUUUGACUGAUGCAGAAUUUGAGAAUCUCCUCGGCUGCACCCGUGACAAUUUCCAGCGGCUGCCUAAAUGGCGUCAGAACGACCUUAAAAAGAAGGCAGGGCUGUUUUGAGCUGGUUUUGCUAUAAUGAGAUACAGUCUGAUCUUCAGACCUGAUUAUUGUGCUUCAUGUGUAUUUUGGGCUAGAAGAUGGUCACCUAUAAAAUGUUAUCGAUUUAUUUAUUCAUCAAAUAAAUAAAUGUUUCGACUCAAAAGCUGACAUGACCUAAUAGAAAUGCUUUGUAAAUAUCUUACAUACAGUAGAACAUCAAAUGUAUCCCACCAAAAUAACUAUAUCAGUCGCAUACAGUAGAACAUGACUUUUAGUGCUAAUAAAAACACAAUGUAUGCCAAGAAAUGUUUCUGAGAGGUUUAAUUAAGUUUUAAUGAAUGCACUAGUUGAAUGCCACAGCAUUUUAGAGUCAGUAAAGCCAGUUCUUUCCUGUUAGGAGGAUGUCAGAACAGGACAUCAGAAACAGAUGUUGUUAUGGCUCAAUAUUGCUGAAGUAGAAGGUAACAGCCUGUGUAACAACUUUACUUUAAGGCACAUUAGAUAAGUUAAGAACAACAUAAAAAUAGAAAUAUUUCUACAAAAGGAGCAGAUCAAAGCAGCAAUACCUUAUACCAACAACAGCAAUGAAUACAAAACAAACACCUUAAAAAUAGAAAGCACCGCUACUGUUUGUAAAUGUAUAACUCUUCCUUUCUUUUACAUCAUACACUUUUGUAGUGCAACACUUUUACUGAUAACUCAAUGCACGCCUACUGUUCAGAUUCUUAUAUAAUGCGAUUAUUAUUGAUAGCUGAACAUGUUUAUCAGAAAAUAAUGGAUAGCAUGUACAGUAUUGGUAAUAUGGGGUAAACGGUUCACUGUCCAUCAUUUGUUCAUAUAAAGAACAACUGAGCAUAAGCCAACGUAAGUCACUGGAACUAGCAAAUAUCAAGCAAUAUUACUCCAGUUCAACUCCUCUCUCACAACACUGAACAAAAGGAGGGCAUUGUUAAGAUGAAAUCUCCUGUUUAACCAAGAUAUAAUUGUGACUAAGGUGAAGACUUCAUGGGAAUGUCUAGACAAAAACACUUUCACUGACAAUCAGAAACUAUAUACAAACACUGUUUAAAUACUCUGUUAAUGUAAAAAGGCAUCAGUGUAGUAUAUUUUUAAAUAUACAUUUUUUAAGACAUUAAAAUAGAAAACUGUUAGGUAAAACAUUCUCCAAUAACAAAUCUAAACUGAUUUAGACAGGAAUGACGAUGGAAUUCUUAAAAUGGAGAGAGAACAUGUGUUUUCUGAAAGUACUAGUGCUGCCAAAUCGAUUAAUUGCGAUUAAUCACAUCCGAAAUAAAAGUUAGUGUUU